AUGGCCUCCGACCCCACCUACCUCGCCAUCCCUGGCUCAGUUGCCUUCUCUCGCUCCCGUGGACGUGCAAUUGCUGCUAGCAUUGGGGCCCAGGAUGUUCGUGCCCAAUGGGUUCACUUCGUCCACCUCUCGCAGCCGUUGGAAGCCCCCCAGCAGGAAGCUCUGGAGCAGCUUCUCCACUACGGUGAUAUCACCGACAUCCCGCCCUCGUUCACAGCUGAGGAUGGUGCAUUCGAUGUCUUCCAUGUCUUCCCUCGCACUGGCACGAUCUCCCCCUGGAGCUCCCAGGCGACCGGCAUUGCCCACGUCUGUGGCCUGCGCAAGUAUAUCAAGCGCAUUGAGCGGGGUAUGAAGAUCUCCUGCCUCCAUGCCGGCACCAGCGAGUACAAGUCAGGGUUCCAGGACACCUUGCACGACCGGAUGACCCAGAUCCUCAGCGAGAACGAGCCCGACUUGCACCUGAUGUUUUCCGAACACGCCCCCCAGCCCCUCGAGACAAUUGCCCUCCACGGCAGUGACAAGUCCCCCAAGGAAGUUCUGCAGGAGGCAAACAAGCGGUUGGGAUUGGCUCUCGAGGAGUCGGAGAUCGACUACUUGGCUGAGGCCUACGGUCCCAAUGGACCUAUUGCGCGUGAUCCCACUGAUGUUGAGCUCUUCAUGUUUGCCCAGGUCAACUCCGAACACUGCCGUCACAAGCAAUUCAACGCUUCAUGGGUUAUCGAUGGAAAGCAGAUGCCCAACAGUCUCUUUGCCAUGAUCCGGAACACCCACAAGAAGAACCCCGAGUACACUGUUAGCGCCUACAGCGACAAUGCUGCUGUUCUCGAAGGAGAUCACUCUGCUUUCUGGGCCCCCAACUCCGCCACUGGAGAAUGGAACCACACCAAGGAGCUCGUCCACUUCUUGGCCAAGGUUGAAACUCACAACCACCCCACCGCUGUUUCACCCUACCCGGGUGCUGCAACUGGGUCUGGUGGUGAGAUCCGUGACGAAGGCGCUGUUGGACGGGGUUCGAAGCCCAAGGCCGGUCUCUCUGGCUACUGUGUCUCCGAUCUCCUCAUCCCGGGUCUGAACCAACCUUGGGAGCUGGAUGUCGGCAAGCCCAACCACAUCGCAACCAGCUUGGACAUAAUGCUGGAGGCACCCCUCGGCAGUGCUGCUUACAACAACGAGUUCGGACGGCCGUGCAUUUCUGGUUACUUCCGUACUCUGUUGACUGAGAUCGAUAUUGGCAACGGACAGACUGAGCUCCGAGGUUACCACAAGCCCAUCAUGAUUGCCGGUGGUGUCGGUACUGUCAGACCCCAACACGCCAUCAAGAAGCCCGAGGUCGUGAAGCCCGGUGCCUUCCUUGUUGUGCUGGGUGGGCCCGCCAUGCUCAUCGGUCUGGGUGGUGGUGCUGCCUCCAGUAUCACCUCUGGUGAGGGGUCUGCUGACUUGGACUUUGCUAGUGUGCAGAGAGGAAACGCUGAAGUCCAGCGCAGAGCUCAGGAAGUGAUCAACGCCUGUACUGCUAUGGGCGACAACAACCCCAUCAAGUUCAUCCACGAUGUGGGAGCUGGUGGUCUUUCUAACGCCCUUCCCGAACUGAUCCACGACUCUGGUCUCGGUGCCACUUUUGAACUUCGUGAAGUUGACAGCACGGACAAGAGCAUGAGCCCUAUGCAGAUUUGGUGCUGCGAGGCGCAGGAGAGAUACGUCUUGGCCGUUGGCGAGGAAAGCAUGAACAAGUUCACUGCCAUUGCCAACCGUGAACGUUGCGGUUUCUCCGUUGUCGGCCGUGGCGGUGGCACGUCUGAGGAGGAAAAGAGACUCAUUCUCUUGGACAGAGAGUCCGCUGAGUACCCCAAGCCUAUUGACCUCCCUCUGUCCGUUCUGUUCGGCAAGCCCCCCAAGAUGACCAGGGUUGUGGACUCCCGCAAACUGAAGCUGCCUGCUGUGGAUGCCAGUCUUACCACCUAUCUGCCUUCCCAGUCGGCAAACCCUCUUGAGCUUAUCAGCGAAGCCGCGACCAGAGUUCUGUCUCUUCCCGCUGUCGGUUCCAAGUCUUUCCUCAUCACGAUCGGCGACAGAACCGUUGGUGGUUUGACCGCCCGUGACCAGAUGGUCGGAAGAUGGCAAACUCCCGUCUCCGAUGUUGCCGUCACUGCCACAGCGUUGGUCCAGGGUGUCGCGACCGGUGAGGCCAUGGCUAUGGGUGAGAAGCCUAGUCUGGCUCUGAUAUCCCCCGGUGCGUCGGCGCGCAUGGCAGUUGCUGAGUCGCUCAUGAACAUUGCCGCCGCGGACCUGGUUGAGCGCCUGAGCCGCGUCAAGCUUUCCGCCAACUGGAUGUCGGCCAGCAGCCAUCCCGGAGAGGGUGCUGCCAUCUACGAGGCUGUGGAGGCUAUCGGCAUGGACCUUUGCCCUAAGCUUGGCAUCAGCAUUCCCGUCGGAAAGGACUCUAUGUCCAUGAAGAUGAAGUGGAAGGACGAGGCUUCUCAGGAGGCGAAGGAGGUUACUGCUCCCAUGUCUCUUGUCAUCACCGCUUUUGCACCUGUCGGAAACUUCCGCAAGACUUGGACUCCCGCCCUUCGCCGUCCUGAGGAGGUUGGUGAGACUGUUCUCAUGUUUGUCGACCUCUCGUUCGGCCGGAAGACUCUGGGUGGAUCCGCUCUUGCUCAGGUCUUCAAGCAGGUCGGUGAUGAGUGUCCUGAUGUGCGUGAUGUCGAGAUCUUCAAGGACUUCUUCGACGCUACGCAAUCUCUGCAAGAUGCUGGCAUCGUUCUGGCCUACCAUGACCGCUCCGAUGGUGGUCUGUUCACCACCCUUGCGGAGAUGAUGUUUGCCGGACGUUGCGGUGUUGAGAUUAUGCUCGACAACAUCUGCUCCACCUCCAGCACCAAGGACGUUAUCGAGACUCUAUUCACCGAAGAGCUCGGUGCCGUCUUCCAGGUCCGCAAGGAGCACGAGAUUCAGUUCCGUUCUUGCUUCGCCACCUGCGGUCCCCCGGCUGGCCUUAUCCACAAGAUCGGACGUGUUUCCGAGAAGGCCAAGCAGAACCUCACCAUCUACCACAAGCACACCUUGCUCCACCGCAAGAGCCGUGCUGAGCUCCAGCAAACCUGGGCCACCACUUCGUACCACAUGCAGAAGAUGCGUGAUAAUGCUACUUGCGCUGACCAGGAGUUUGCUGGCAUCCUUGACAACACCGACCCCGGUCUGUCAUGGAACCUUUCCUUCGACCCCAAGGACAGAGCCAUGCCUCUCAUGACCAGCUUGACCCAGCUGUCUCCAUUCAGCAACAAGCCUCGUGUUGCUAUUCUGCGUGAACAGGGUGUCAACAGUCAGGCCGAGAUGGCAUUCGCUUUCAACACGGCUGGCUUCUCCGCUGUUGACGUUCACAUGACCGAUAUCAUCUCUGGCCGUGUCUCCCUCUCCAGCUUUGUCGGUCUUGCUGCCUGUGGUGGUUUCUCCUACGGUGACGUCCUCGGUGCCGGUCAGGGAUGGGCUAAGUCCGUCCUUCUGCACGAGAACACUCGCAGCGAAUUCCAGUCCUUCUUCCAGCGUCCCGACACCUUUGCCCUCGGUGUCUGCAACGGUUGUCAGUUCCUUUCCCGCCUUAAGGACCUGAUCCCCGGCGCCCAGAACUGGCCCAGCUUCGAGCGCAACACUAGCGAACAGUACGAAGGCCGUGUCUGCAUGGUCCGUAUCACCGAGUCCAACCCGUCUCGUCCGAGCGUCUUCCUCCACGGCAUGGACGGCUCCUCCCUCCCCAUUGCCGUCGCUCACGGAGAGGGCCGCGCCUCAUUCGCCCCGUCUUCCGGCACCGACGCCCAAUCCUUCGUCAGCGAAGGCCUGGCCCCCGUCCAAUACGUCGACACCACCACCCUCAAGCCUACCACCAAGUACCCUGCCAACCCCAACGGCAGUCCCGAGGGUAUUGCCGGUGUGCGCAGCGCCGACGGCCGUGUCCUGGCCAUCAUGCCUCACCCCGAACGUACCGUUCUGGGCGGCAUUGCCAGCUACCUGCCCACCAAGGCCGCCGAGGAGUGGGGUGAGAUUGGCCCCUGGGGUCGUGUCUUCUUCAGCGCCAGAAGAUGGGUUGGCUAAAAGUUGGAUGACACAACUUCUGUCUGUCUGUCAUCGUUAUCUUGCAAAUAUGUGGUUUGGUCCACAGUUCUAAUUGGAGUUGAGAAAAUAGCUCGACGCACGUGUCGGGACAUUGUGCACAUCAUUGUUUUCUUUUUUUUAUCAUGAUAUAAAUACAUCUUUUUUUAUGCCUUCUAUAGCUUUAUUUCCUUUUGCCUUUAUGCUUUAUGAUGACAUGUGUUGAAUUGAAUUAUCAGAUUCACUCUUGCAAAUACUACUCUGCACAGAUUAGG
Molecule: messenger RNA, 4361 nt
Organism: Aspergillus heteromorphus CBS 117.55
Lineage: Eukaryota; Fungi; Ascomycota; Eurotiomycetes; Eurotiales; Aspergillaceae
Product: phosphoribosylformylglycinamidine synthase
Exons: 1
Coding region: 1-4089 (1362 amino acids)
Biological process (GO): 'de novo' IMP biosynthetic process
Molecular function (GO): phosphoribosylformylglycinamidine synthase activity
Source: RefSeq, a predicted model, not a curated record